AUGGCCGGUGCCCUUGCGGACCAGAUUGACCCCACAUACCCCAUUGCGGCUGCUGGUGGCUCAUCUGUCCGUGCCAACACCAGCUCCAAGUCGACCGCGGAUGGCGCGCGCAAGCGCAACAUCAUCAUCGGCGUCUGUGUUGGUAUCGGUGGCGUGCUCUGGAUCAUCCUUGUUUACUGGAUCUACCGUCGGGUCAAGCGCGCCAACGAGCGGGCUGUCAACAAGCGUCUGUCGGAGCACAUGUCCAUGUUCUCUGGUCGCAGCAACGACAACCCCUUCGGCGACGACGGCCGCCGUCACUCGACGACGCCUUCGAUCGCAGCGUCCGAGAUUGACGACCGCCCGAGCUCGUUCUAUGCCUCGCCUCUCGACAACUACCCGGCGAUGCGCCGCCGCCAGGUCGACUCGAUCUACACCGACCAGGCUGGCGGAGGCGACCAGUCGCCGACCUCGUACGUCAACUCUGUCUUUGGCACGUCGUGGUUCCAGACGACGGGCUUUGGUGGACAGGGUGCAGCCUACGGGUCGCCUUCUCAGGGGGCCCAGCGUACGAGCCAGAACCCCUUCGACGACAUGUACGCUCGGUCUGGACCGUCAUCUCCCCGCAUGUCUCAGCGCCCUCAGCGUCGCUCUGUGCAGAAGACGAUGAUUUCUCAACCGACGCUACAGGGCAAUUCGCUCGAGUUCAACGAGUACCACUAG
Cutaneotrichosporon oleaginosum is the source of this 702-nucleotide messenger RNA. RefSeq lists its product as uncharacterized. Gene Ontology annotation, molecular function: osmosensor activity. Gene Ontology annotation, cellular component: site of polarized growth; plasma membrane; cell surface. The record is from RefSeq and is a predicted model, not a curated record. Lineage: Eukaryota; Fungi; Basidiomycota; Tremellomycetes; Trichosporonales; Trichosporonaceae. Gene Ontology annotation, biological process: fungal-type cell wall organization; signal transduction involved in filamentous growth; hyperosmotic response.